CAGACACAGGCAUAGCCUCCCCGCCUCCUCUCAAGAACAACAGAGGCCUCUCCACUCUCUUGGAUGUAAAAGACGAAAGUGAGUGCGUAACUAGAGGCGUUAGUGGUAGAUUAUGCAAUGGACUCCUGCUGGAGGUUACCUAUCGCGCCGACCGGCCCUUUUCUGAGGGGAUGAGCUUUGCUGAUGUGGAUAAGUUAUGAACUGAUGUGAACAAUAGGUACCGCCCACGUGCCCCCGGCGUGUACACACGCCGGGGCAGGGCGGAAGGGUCUGGCAAAUGCUACGAGUUACAUAAAAUCCAUACGGCCUACCGGCGUGCUACGAAUUACGUAAAGAGUGGCGGGCUAUGGAAUAAGCAAAGCAGCUCCGCGCUACAAGCUACUACGUGCUACAUAAACCCCCACCCUGGCAGCACCCGAAACGCCCAAAAGGAACUCCUUCGAACGAAUGAGGCAAACGGGUAACCAAAUACAUACGCCGAGAGUCAAAUCCUUGAGCAGAUCACUCCAGGCCUGCUGUUUUCGGUUCUCAGCGUAGUGGCUGGGCGAAGCACUGCAGUCGACUCCGCUCACCGUGAGAACCUCGCGCGCCCCCUGGCCCGGGUUUUGGGCGUGGGUCCCCUACUCUUGGAGCGUGUUGCGCCUCCGGCUGGCAUGGCAGUGCCACGAGGGGGGCCCCAGGCUUGUCGCUUUCGGUUCUCAGCAUAGUGGGCGAAGCACUGCGCCCGACUCCGCUCACCAUGAGAACGUCUACCGUGGGUCUUUUCCGUGGAGAGAGCUAGGGGGUGGCUCCGUUCUACUCUCGGCCUGUUUGCGGGGUUUUACUCUUUGCGCCGUUUUGGGGUUUCCAUCCAAAUCGCGCAGCUUUAUGGUGUCGCGUUGCUGCCUACGUUUCAGCUGCUUCGCGUGUGCUCUCUGUGAGCCAUUUACCCUCCCAAGCUUACGGCAAGUUGCGCCCUAUCGCUUAGCUUCCCUAUCUGCUUCUGGCUUUCUCGAGAGGUGUGGGCAUGCGUCAUCCCAAGGCUUUGAUCUAAGUGAACAAGAACAACGCCACGCGAGCAGUGCUGUGCGGCUUUCAUGUGCUUGGGCGAUGCAAUCUGUGAGCCGCUUGAGCUUUCUGAUCAGAAAGCAGGCCCAAGCCUAUGGGCUUGCUAGAAACUUAUGGCUUACUCGAGAGGCCUUGUCCUUUGCGCCCAUUCUUUUCUGAUCCAAAAAGCGCAGCGCGAUGAAGUUGCUGCGUACUUGUGAGCUGCUUAAGAGGUCCCACCCUUUGGCUCAGUUCAAGACCCUCACCCAAACGGCGCAACGCUGUGAAGCUGCUGGCCCUUUUGACUUGCUGGGAAGGUCUCACCCUCUGACCCAGCGCAGGCACCCUACCCAAAAGGCGCAGCCUUAUGAAGUUGCUGCCUACUUUUGAGUGACCUGCUUGAAAGGCCUCGGCUUUUGACUCUGCUCAAACCUCCCACCCAAAAAGCGCAGCUGUAUGAUAUUGCUCUCUACUUUUGACCUGCUUGAAAGGUCCCAGCCUUUCAGUCAGCUCACUCUCUCAGAGGUCUACCACAAUCAAAGGGCGCAACUCUAUGAAAUUGCUGCCCACUUUUGCCCUGUUGGAAAGGUCUCGCUCUUUGGCCCAGAUCUGGCCAGCUUGGUUAUUCAAAGCGCGCAGCUUUAUGGAAUUGCUGCCCACUUUUGACCUGCUUGAAAGGUCCCACCUUUUGACCAAGCUCGGGCAUCCUAUCCAAAAAGCGCAACGCCAUGGGGCUGCUGUCUGCUUUUGGCUUGGCUUGCUUGAGAGGUCCCGCCUUUUGCCUUUCUUUGCUCAAGCUCCUUGCUCAAAAAGCGCAAUCUACUUCAUGAAGCUGCUGCCUACUUUUGGCCUGCUCAUAAGGUCCCACGCUUUCACUCAGUCAAGCCAGGCGCCUUACUCAAAGAGCGCAACUCUAGGAAAUUGCUGCCCACUUUUGACCUGCUUGAAAGGUCCCACCUUUUGACCCAGCUCAGGCCACUCAGGCAUCCUAUCCGCUGCGCGCAGCUUUAUGCGAUUGCUAGCUGCCGUCUACUUUUGGCCUGCUUGAAGGGUCCCACCUUUUCACUCUGCUCCACCCAGCCUCCUACGCAAAGCGCGUGGCUUUAUGCGUUUCUUGUCUAUUUUUGACCUGCUUGAAAGGUCCCACCCUUUGACCCAGCUCAGGCCCCUUAUCCAAAGAGCGCAACGCUAUGAAGCUGCUGCCUCCUUUUGAGCUGCUUGAAAGGUGUCGCCCUUUGACUUAGCUCAGACCUGUUAUCCAAAGAGCGCAACACUAUACCGUUGCUGUCAGCUUUUGAGCUGCUUGAAAGGUCUCACCCUUUGACGUCGCUCAGACUCCUUAUCCAAAAAGCACAACUUUAUGAGAUUGCUGUCUACUUUUGACCUGCUUGAAAGGUCUCACCCUUUGAGCCAGCUCAGACCUCGCAACUUUAUGAGAUUGCUGUCUACUUUUGAUCUGCUUGAAAGGUCCCACCCUUUGAGCCCGCCCAGACUCCUUAUCCUAAAUAAAAGCGCAAACUUAUGGGAUUGCUGUCCACUUUCGAGGUGCUUAAAAGGUCCCAGCCUUUUAGUUUGAGCCAGCUCAAGCUUCUUAUCCAAAAGGCGCAGCUUUAUGAAGUUGCUGUCUACUUUUGACGUGCUUGCUUGAGCGGCCUGAUCCUUUGGGUCAGCUCGUAAUCCUUAUCCAAAGCGCGCAGCUUUAUGCAGUCGCUGUCUACUUUUGACCUGCUUGAAAGGUCUGACCCUUUGAGCCAGCUCAGGCGCCUGAUCCAAAAAGCACGCAGGUGCUAACUAGCUCAGCGUAUAGCUGCUGGGUGCUUGCCUCUGUUUGCAUUUCUUUGUUUGCAUGUGGGUCCUUUUUGUAGCACAUACGCAGACGCAGCGGAUUUUCUUCAUGAGAUGACUGGCCCCAGGCUGAGGCGCUUCGCUCUUCGUUUUUUGUCCAUGCAGCGCAGUCCUUUGCUUGUGCUGUUGGUUCAGGGUUUUGAGGUACUGCCGAAAGCCUUAGCAGGAGCAGAAUCGCGGGAAAGUUGUACUCAAAAGCGCGGCACUUUUACGGCGCGAGAUGUAUACAUCUAGCCCGUACAUCUUUCCCAUGAUUUCCGUACAUCUCAAAAAAGUGGAAUUUUGGAAACCUACUAUGAAUCGCCCCGGUGUAAGUACAUCUCAAGAGUACAUCUUUCCCGUGAUUUACGUAUAAGAUAUAUAUCUCGGGAUAUAUAUCUCAGACGUAUACAUCUCACCCGUACAUCUUUGCCAUGAUUUGCGUACAUCUCAAGCCGUAAGUUCACUCCUGUUUAGCAUUCAAAAUAAGUUUUGGUUUAUAAUAUAGAUAAUUAUAGUAUAGGUUAUACGGAGAGAACUAAAGCACGUAAUUACUAAGGUUACAACGGACGACAGAACAGCGCAUUCUAUAUAAGUGCUAUGCUACCUGGUAAAAUCAAACUCGACGACCACUAUUGCAAUCCCUCGAAGCACGUGUGCCGUCCUCUCAGGUUUUAAGUAGCCUUCUAACUUCCGAAUCCGAAUUCGUGACUUUACUGUCCCUUCGCGAGGACUCCGACGACGAGCUUCCGUAUGCUUACUUGCAGCUUUUUACCGUCUACGAAUGGAAUGAGGUCCUCUCGUCUGGAGGAUCGACGAGUGGAGAUGACGACGUAGCAUGCCUAGUAGAGAAGUUGCUGGACCACAAGAACGCAGACUGCUAAAUUACUCUGGGUAAGUUUCUCGUGGAAAAGCGUGAAGAGAAGCGCUUGCUUGAUGCAAUCGGACUAGCAGCCUGAGACAGGUGGCCGCUAGCUGGUUUGAUCCCUGUGGGUAAUCGUUUUGGGGUUGCUUGGAGGUCUGUGCCCUUUCGUGGGGUAUCAUGAUUGGGAACGUUUGGCGUGCGCAUCUGGGUUCCUUCGUGCUAUCAUCAUCGGCCUCAUAUGGUCACCGACGUCGCUACUUAUGUAGACCCCGCAGAUUCUUCUGAGUGGAUGCGUGUCAGAUCACACAGGAACUUCUCACGAGAAUAGACAUGCCUUGCUGAUCUUUAUGCACUUUGAACUGCUCCGAACUUCUGGAACGAUAUGGACACGGCUACAGCUAUGGACGUGCAAGGUGUAUAGGAGAGAUGCCGGGCCGUAUGAGAGUUAACCUGUGAGCAAUAGAAAGAAAAACAACAAGUAGCAGUCUUCUUCGAAGAUGCGCAUGACGUGGUCACGGAUGGUAGCGCCUUUCUUUCUGAGCUCACUCUCGGAGGUUCGAGUCCUGGAUGGACGCAUGUGGGAUGCAGGCGAGGAAACUCUCCACUAUUGUCGAGACUUAUUUCCACUAAAUUGUUCUUAUUGCUGCAUUUCUAAUUAAAACCCGAGAUGUUUCGAUCGAAUUGAGCUUUCAUUAGGACACAGUUUCCAUGUAGUAGUUUACAAGCGUUCAAUAAUAAUCAAUUGUUCCUCCGCGACGCGCCUGGGCUGGGUUCCUAGGAAGACCGCUCCAAGCGGGAGCUCCGCUUUCAUUUCUUAAUGAGCCACUUCAACUGAGGAAAGAACAAAAGACUUC
This is a messenger RNA of Amoebophrya sp. A25, 4569 nucleotides long. Lineage: Eukaryota; Dinophyceae; Syndiniales; Amoebophryaceae. The record is from the annotation of a GenBank genome assembly.